Molecule: messenger RNA, 4091 nt
Organism: Phodopus roborovskii (desert hamster)
Lineage: Eukaryota; Metazoa; Chordata; Mammalia; Rodentia; Cricetidae
Gene: Disp3
Product: dispatched RND transporter family member 3
Exons: 20
Coding region: 1-4056 (1351 amino acids)
Cellular component (GO): membrane
Source: RefSeq, a predicted model, not a curated record
AUGGACUCCGAGGAUGACCCCCUGCUGCAGGAUGUGUGGCUAGAAGAGGAACAGCAGGAGGAGGAGACUUCAGGGGAGGCCUGCAGAGGUGUUGCUGGGCCAGGGUUACCCUCAGGAGCACAGGGCUGCUGGCGACGAUGGACACUGCCCUCCCGGCCCCCAGCCUCAGGGUUCUGGAGCAUCCUGGGCUGGGCCUUCACCAACCCCUGCUGUGCAGGCCUGGUGCUGUUCCUUGGUUGCAGCAUCCCCAUGGUGCUGUCCGCCUUCAUGUUUCUCUACUACCCGCCCUUGGACAUUGACAUCUCCUACAAUGCCUUCGAAAUCCGCAACCAUGAAGCAUCACAGCGCUUCGAUGCUCUGGCCUUGGCCCUCAAGUCCCAGUUUGGAUCUUGGGGGCGCAACAGGCGGGACUUGGCGGACUUCACCUCCGAAACGCUGCAGCGCCUCAUCUCAGAGCAGCUGCAGCAGCUGCACCUGGGGAAUCAUUCACGACCCUCAUCCCGGACCCCUCGCUCAGCUCCGAGGGUCACCCCUGCCACUCAGAGAUCAGCAUCCAGUCCGAGUGAGCGACGUCGACGCCAGGCUCCAUCCCCGGGGGACCAGGCAGCCAACCAGAGCAGAGCCCGUCGGGGUGCCUCACGUUGGGAUUACUCGCGCACUUAUGUGAGCGCCAACACACAGACGCACGCGCACUGGCGCAUUGAGCUCAUCUUCCUGGCUCGGGGAGAUGCAGAGCGCAACAUCUUCACGAGCGAGCGCCUGGUCACUAUCCACGAGAUCGAGCGAAAGAUCAUGGACCAUCCGGGCUUUCGGGAGUUCUGCUGGAAGCCGCAUGAGGUGCUCAAGGACCUGCCUCUCGGCUCCUAUUCCUACUGCUCCCCACCCAGCUCGCUCAUGACUUACUUCUUUCCCACUGAGAGGGGAGGCAAGAUCUACUACGACGGCAUGGGCCAGGACCUGGCGGAUAUUCGGGGCUCCCUAGAGCUGGCCAUGACUCACCCCGAGUUCUACUGGUACGUGGAUGAAGGCCUCUCUGUGGAUAAUCUGAAGAGCUCCCUCCUGCGCAGCGAGAUCUUGUUUGGAGCACCGCUCCCCAACUACUACUCAGUAGACGAUCGCUGGGAGGAACAGAGGGCCAAGUUUCAGAGCUUUGUGGUCACCUACGUGGCCAUGCUGGCCAAGCAGUCUACUAGCAAAGUCCAGGUCCUCUAUGGGGGGACAGACCUCUUUGACUAUGAGGUGCGAAGGACCUUCAACAACGACAUGCUCCUCGCCUUCAUCAGCAGUAGCUGCAUCGCUGCCCUUGUCUACAUCCUCACCUCCUGCUCAGUCUUCCUGUCCUUCUUCGGCAUCGCCAGCAUCGGUAUCAGCUGCCUGGUGGCACUGUUCCUCUACCACGUGGUCUUUGGCAUCCAGUACCUGGGCAUCCUCAAUGGAGUGGCUGCCUUUGUGAUCGUGGGCAUUGGUGUGGAUGAUGUCUUUGUGUUCAUCAACACCUACCGCCAGGCCACCCACCUGGAAGACCCCCAAGUGAGGAUGAUCCACACCAUCCAGACGGCAGGCAAGGCCACCUUCUUCACCUCGCUGACCACUGCCGCUGCCUACGCAGCCAACGUCUUCUCCCAGAUCCCAGCUGUGCAUGACUUCGGCUUGUUCAUGUCUCUCAUUGUGACCUGCUGCUGGCUGGCUGUGCUGUUCACCAUGCCUGCCGCCCUGGGCCUCUGGAGCCUCUACAUGGCACCCCUGGAGAGCUCCUGCCAGAGCAGCUGCCACCAGAAGUGCAGCCGCAAGAGCUCCUUGCAUUUCCCUGGGGACCUGUUUGCAGCUCCAGAGCGGGCUGGAGGCGGCCCUGCCCACGGCCCCCUACCCUACCUGGACGAUGACAUCCCCUUGCUGAAUGUCGAGGAUGAGCCAGUGUCCCUAGAGCUGGGAGACGUAUCGCUGAUAUCUGUGCCCCGAGAGGGUCUGCAACCUGCCUCCGAUGGGAACAGCAGGAGUCAGCUCCUUGCCCAGCUGCAAGAGCUGUUGCACCACUGGGUUUUAUGGGCAGCUGUCAAGAGCCGCUGGGUGAUUGUAGGGCUCUUCGCCUCCAUCCUCAUCCUGUCCCUGGUGUUCGCCAGCCGGCUACGCCCUGCCAGCCGGGCCCCACUGCUCUUCCGGCCUGACACCAACAUCCAGGUGCUGCUGGACCUCAAGUACAACCUGAGUGCCGAGGGCAUAUCCUGCAUCACCUGCUCAGGUCUGUUCCAGGAGAAACCCCACAGCCUGCAGAGCAAUGUCAGGACAUCCCUGGAGAAGAAGAAGCGAGGUUCUGGGGCUUCCUGGGCCAGCCGGCCUGAGGCCACUGCGCAGGAGUCCAUGAGCACCGUGUACAUCUCCAAAGUGAAGAGCAAAGGCCGUCCAGCUGUCUACAGGCUUUCCCUCAAUGCCAGCAUACCAGCCCCCUGGCAAGCCGUGUCCCCUGGAGAUGGAGAGGUGCCAUCCUUCCAGGUGUAUAGAGCGCCUUUUGGUGACUUCACCAAGAAGCUGACCGCUUGUAUGUCUACAGUAGGGCUGCUCCAGGCGGCGAGCCCCUCCCGCAAGUGGAUGGUGACGGCCUUGGCCUGUGAUGCCAAGCGGGGCUGGAAGUUUGACUUCAGCUUUUACGUGGCCACCAAGGAGCAACAGCAUACCCGGAAGCUCUACUUCGCCCAGUCUCACAGGCCCCCCUUCCACGGGCGCCUGUGUGUGGCGCCACCUGGGUGUUUGCUCAGCUCCAGCCCCGACGGGCCCACCAAAGGCUUCUUCUACGUGCCUAGUGACAAAGUACCCAAGGCCCGCAUCUCUGCCACCUUCGGCUUCAACCCUUGUGUGAACACAGGCUGUGGGAAGCCGGCAGUGAGGCCACUGGUAGACACCGGGGCCAUGGUCUUCGUGGUCUUUGGUAUCAUUGGCAUCAACCGCACCCAGCAGAUGGACAACCACGUUAUCGGGGACCCGGGCAGCGUCAUCUAUGACAGCAGCUUCGACCUCUUCAAAGAAAUCGGACACCUGUGUCGCCUCUGCAAAGCCAUCGCGGGAAACUCGGAGCUGGUGAAACCUGGCGGGGCCCAGUGCUUGCCCUCAGGGUACAGCAUCUCCUCCUUCCUGCAGAUGUUGCACCCCGAGUGCAAGGAGCUGCCUGAGCCCAACCUGCUGCCAGGGCAGCUAUCCCACGGGGCAGUGGGUGUCAAGGAGGGUCGUGUGCAGUGGAUCUCUAUGGCCUUUGAGUCGACCACGUACAAGGGCAAGUCCUCCUUCCAGACCUACUCGGACUACCUGCGAUGGGAGAGCUUUCUAAGGCAGCAGCUGCAGACCUUCCCCGAGGGCUCGGCCCUUCGCCGGGGCUUCCAGACCUGCGAGCACUGGAAGCAAAUCUUCAUGGAGAUCAUAGGGGUACAGAGCGCCCUGUAUGGCCUGGUCCUCUCGCUGCUCAUCUGCGUGGCCGCGGUGGCUGUGUUUACCACCCAUGUCCUCCUUCUGCUGCCUGUGCUCCUGAGCAUCCUGGGCAUCGUCUGCCUCGUGGUAACCAUCAUGUAUUGGAGUGGCUGGGAGAUGGGUGCCGUGGAGGCUAUCUCCCUGUCCAUCCUGGUUGGCUCCUCUGUGGAUUACUGUGUCCAUCUGGUAGAAGGCUACCUCCUGGCUGGGGAGAACCUACCUCCACACCAGGCUGAGGACGCCCGCUCUCAGCGCCAGUGGAGGACUUUGGAGGCCGUUCGGCAUGUGGGCGUGGCCAUCGUGUCCAGUGCCCUCACCACCGUCAUUGCUACCGUCCCGCUCUUCUUUUGCAUUAUCGCCCCAUUUGCCAAGUUCGGGAAGAUCGUGGCGCUCAACACGGGCGUGUCCAUCCUCUACACGCUCACCGUCAGCACUGCCCUGCUGGGCAUCAUGGCCCCCGGCUCCUUCACCCGGACCAGAACUUCCUUCCUCAAGGCUCUGGGUGCCGUGCUGCUGGCAGGAGCCUUAGGGCUGGGUGCCUGUCUUGUGCUCCUGCGUAGUGGCUACAAGAUCCCCCUGCCCAGUGGCACUACGCUAUAGCCCUUUGUUUGGGUCCUGACUGAGGCAUCUCAUCC